UUCGGUGAUUUGCUGCAUUUGUGAAGAGAUGGACUUGAAAAAUAAAGUCGCGCUCGUGACUGGUGCUGCCACCGGUCUUGGAAGGGCGUUCAGUGAAGAAUUGCUAAAGCAUGGUGCAAAGGUUGUUGUAUGUGACUUGGACUCCGAUGCCGGCGAAUUGACUGUGGAGGAGCUGGAAAAACAAUACGGUGAACGGGUGUUAUUUUGUCACUGCGAUGUUACCGAUUAUGUACAGUUCGAAGAGGCUUUCGAGUAUACUGUAUGCAUGUUCAAGGAAGUCAACAUUGUGAUAAACAACGCAGAAAUCAUGAACGAUAACUUCUGGGAGCUCGAGGUCGAUGUAAAUCUGAACGGGGCCAUCCGGGGCACACUGCUUGCUCAAAAGUUUAUGGACAAAAGUAAAGGCAGAGGGGGCGGUGUGCUGGUCAACAUUGGAUCCGGAGUCAGCGUAAAGCCUCAGCUAUCUACACCAAUUUACACCGCAACGAAGCAUGCAAUUCUUGGCCUGACCAAAGCAUGUGGGGAUCCAUUCCAUUACGCUAACACCAAUGUCCGAGCGUUUGCAUACUGUCCAGGACCGAUAGAGAACUCCUCAUCGCACAACAAACGUUUUAUGUCGCCAGCAUAUGAAAAAGCCAAAGAGUUGGACAUGAACGGUGUGCAGUUGCAAAGAAUGGAACAUGUGGCCAAAGAAUUGAUUCCGCUGCUGAAAAAUGCACCUACUGGGUCCAUAUGGCUCGUUUCAGGAGGCAAAGCGGCAAAAGAGAUUCCUUACAAUAGCGUUUAAACCAUCAUCCUACCCCGUACAUACAUUCUUCAAACUAGCGCUUUCGACUCGUAUCAUAUUAAAAUGA
This is a messenger RNA of Anopheles maculipalpis, 854 nucleotides long. Its product is annotated as 15-hydroxyprostaglandin dehydrogenase [NAD(+)]-like. Bases 29 to 787 code for a protein of 252 amino acids. The transcript has 4 exons. NCBI's taxonomy places the organism in Eukaryota, Metazoa, Arthropoda, Insecta, Diptera, Culicidae. Gene Ontology annotation, molecular function: oxidoreductase activity, acting on the CH-OH group of donors, NAD or NADP as acceptor. The record is from RefSeq and is a predicted model, not a curated record. Gene Ontology annotation, cellular component: cytoplasm.